Molecule: messenger RNA, 3238 nt
Organism: Moneuplotes crassus
Lineage: Eukaryota; Ciliophora; Spirotrichea; Euplotida; Euplotidae
Source: the annotation of a GenBank genome assembly
AUGUCUAGAGCUAAUAAGAAAGUCUCUACCCUGAAGGGGAGGAAGAAGGGGGAUAAGUCUAUCACAGGAUCUGGAGUGAAAAAUCCAACUGUGGUGAGACACCAGGUCCCUCCAAGGCAGAAUCAUCUUUCACAACACAAUGUGAAUAGGCUGCAUGCUCCUUCAUAUUCAAUGGCUUCUAUGUCUUCAAGCACUCUUAGAAGAGGUAUUGGAAGUGGAGCUUCUCUUCCUCAUCAAAGGGGAUAUGAAGGCCAUGUCUUUACAAGACCAGAUGAGUGUCAAGCAGCUCAGAAUAACUUUGUAAUUAAUCAAUAUCAUGCAAGAGAGAUGCUUCAAACCCUAACAGAAGAAGUCAAUGGUUUGAACAGAGACAGGGAAGAACUGAGAAGAACAACAGAAAAUGCACAAAAAGCUUAUAAAUAAAACAAUAGAUUAUCUCUCACCAUCAAUUAAAGGCCAAGAAGGUCAUUGCAUUACCACUGAAGGAGCUAUGAGAGAAGAUCCUCCAGAGAAGGUCUUCCUCGAAGCGAUCUCUCUCUCAAAAGAUUUGGUGCAGCAAACUUGAGAAAUUAUGAAAACUCCGACCAAAAUAGAUUUUAAUGAAGAUAAUGAACAUUUUAGAGACACUGAUAAAGUUCUUCAUAUGUCUCCUCCUCUAUCAAGAUAUAAUCCAACCACUAUGCAGCAGACUUUUGAGCUGAACUUAGAUGGGAUCACCCUAAAGGAUCUUGAAAUUAUGAAGAAGCAGAACGAGGCUCGCUUAAAGGCUAUCGAGGACCAAUACUUCACUAAAGAUGUAGAGCUAACUUGAAAUAUAGCCAAAUUGGAAGAGCUUACUAAAGAUGAACAAUACAUCAUCAAGUCGAAGGACAACAUUGUCAACAUACCUCUGAACAGUCUCGCUGAGAUCAAUGGAGACAUGAUCAACUUAGAUGAUGAGGAAGAGGAGAACGAACAAACAAAGUCCUUCUCUAAAAGACUGAUAUACGAGCUGAGAUUUGAAAAGUACCUUAAGAGGAAAAUUAAAGAUGAAAUUGUCCGGAAAGAGAAGUUCAAGAAGGACCAGUAUAUCUCUCCAGAAGAGCUGGAAAAAAUCCAGAAGAAGCUCAAGUUAGAGAACAUGGUCAAAAAGAAGCUUGGAGGCAAGAUCCUGACACCUGAAGAGGAAGAGAUCCAACGGAUCCAAGAUCAAGCGAGGAUUGACUGCGACGAUGAAUAUCUGAUCAUCAUCAAGCAGAUCUUCAAUGACUGUCUUGAAGACAGCGAGAACCUUCACCCUAAUGAACCAGAUGAAGAUAACUACGAGAGAAAGCCACUAGAUUCUGUGGAUAAAGACAUAUUUGUCUCCAGAGUUCUUUCUGAAGAAAAGGUUAAACCAUUCCUACAUGUAUUAGCUAGAGAUCCUCAAGGAGCUUCUUCAAUAGAUUCUGAGAGCUUCUUCCAGGUGCUGACUAGGAUGCAAAAUUAUUGCCAACAAAAGUACAUCACUUGGGACAAAAUCUUGCCAUAUUUUACAAGGAAAGGAGGUCCAAUUUCUGAGAUCGAUAUCAAAAAGCUGAUCCCAAAAUCUGAUAAAGUCAAGGAAAUUGAUGAAGAUGAGAGAGCUGCUCGUAACAAGAAGAUUAACCACCAAGUACGUCAGAAAAUGUCUCAGAUGCCUAAAUUCCCAAAGAAGGACGGAGAGGGAAAAUACAAAAUUACAGUCCCAAAAGCUCCACAAUCUGAGAAAAGAGACCAAAGAAAAGGCCUCAGUAUUAGAGAACGCAAGCUCCAAGAAAUGAUAAAGUAUGACGAUAUCGAGGAUGAAUAUGAGCUUUCUCAGAAAUUCAGGGCUAAACCAAUCCCAAAAUCUACUCUUGAGCCAAGAUUUAAGAAGAUUAUGGAAGCCAAUGAGAAAAGACGUAAUGAUGUAAAACAGAGAUCAAUUGCGAUGACAAAGCAAAAUGAGAAGCCAUUCUCUUUCUAUGAGAGAGAUAUGAAAAAGCUUUUCCAGCCUCCAGUUUAUGAUCCCGAGUAUGAUGUCAUGAACUAUGAGCCAUUUAAAGCUAAUCCAGUACCUGGUCACGCAAAAAUUCAGAUGUUCCAGUAUAAGACUAAUAAGGAGAACAAGGAAAGAGAUGCAAGGAUUAAAGAAAUGGCUGAACUUUCUCUUUCUCAGUCAAGACUUCCACCAAGAAUGGCAGUAUAUGAGAACCAAAGGCUCACUGAAAAGACCCAAAAGAGAUCGAAAUCUCUUGAUAAUCCAGAAUUUACAUUCAAACCAGUGAGAAGCAGGCCUGUCCCUGACUUUGAGAGGAUACAUUAUGAGUUCCAGAAAGAACUAGAGGCUAAAAGAAGGUCCAAGAGUGUCACCAAAGGAGAACCUUUCCGAUUCAGUGAAGCAAAGCCUAAUAAGGUACUCCGCCAAUACAUGGAUGCUCAAAACAGGCCCGAAGAGAAGUUGAUGACGUUUAAAAUGAGGAAGACACAGGCUGAGAUAGACUCCCUCAAGCCACCCACUAAGACUGCACAAAGCACUCUUAAGUUUGAUUCUCAAGUCGCUAUGAGAAGAGCUGAACUGGAAGCCAAGCUCCAGAAAGAGCUUGUACAAGCAAGAGAUGAUAUAGAUAGGGAGUAUAAGACUACUAGGAUGAAGGAUAGAGUCAUGAAAUCCCCUGCAAUCCAUAACAAUACUCAGUGCCUUAGAGAGAUGCGUGAGAGAUCCCAGAGACAAGCUAAAGAAAACAUGGAGUUUCUAGAAAAAGUAUAUGAUAGAAAGAGAGCCGAGAUCGAUGUUAAUGUCGCUAACCGUCCCUUGCUAGUCGAGAUGCAAUCUAAAGACUUCUAUAACCAGUAUGUUCAAAUGCAGGAGGUUGAGAAAUAUGCAAAUCUGUUAGAGGAAGCUAAGUUUGAUCCGAAUGAACAUCUGACAGAGCAUCAAAAGAUAUUACUCAAGAAGGCAGAAGCAUUUGAGCAACUUAAUGCAGAGCAUGCUUAUUUUCCAACUGUAAAUCAAGCAUUUUUAUGCCAACCACUCCAAGAGUCGAUGCAAGUACAGCAGUUUGACCAAGAAUUUGCACAAGAUGAUAUGGAAGAUGAGAUGGAAAAUGAGGGAUACACUCAACAACUCAAUGAAGUCCCUGAGAUGGAGGAGCAUGAUGAAGGAGGUGACUCAGAAAUAGACCAAAUGCCACCCCAAUAUGAUGAGGACUAUGAAGAACAAUACGACAACCCUCCACAACCAGAAAUGAUGGCUUAA